GGCUACAGAAUUUAGUAGAAAAGGAAUUGAUCAAUCCAACCGAGGAAGAGAAAAAAAAAAAGAAUAUAAAAUUGAAGAAUAGGAAAUAGCGCCAAAGCAAUCAACAGGGUUUUAUUCCGUGCCAAUCCAAAAUCCUCCUCGUUUUUUCGAGCUUUCCUACACUUGAUCGAGGACAUGGCUGCUGUCACGGAAUUUGGGGUAUCUCAAUUCCUGCAGGGUACUUCGAGGCAGACAUUGUUUUUGAAGAAGCAGCCUCAGAAACAUAGAAGUCACAUGCUUUGGGGUACGCUUUGGAAUAGGAAUUGGGCUCUGGGAUCAACUCGAAGAGCUUUGCCUUUAAGUUGUCAGGCUCAUGAAAAUCCCAGAGCAGUGGUUUCUGGUGGUGUGAACAGUUCUGUAGAAGAGCAAUCUGGUUUGGUUGAGAAACCUGCCUCGGAAGUUGUUCAUUUAUUCCGAGUCCCGUUUAUGCAAAAAAGUGCAGCUGCUGAGCUUUUAAAGGAUACUCAAGUGAAGAUCUCUGAUCAGAUCGUGGAAAUACAAACCGAGCAAUGUUAUAAUGUUGGCCUUAGUUCACAACUUUCGAGUGAAAAAAUUUCUGUCCUUAAAUGGCUUCUUCAAGAAACAUUUGAGCCCGAGAAUCUGGGAAAUGAGAGCUUUCUUGAGAAGAAGAGGAAGGAGGGGUUGAGUUCAGUUAUAGUCGAGGUUGGUCCCAGGUUGUCAUUUACCACAGCGUGGUCUACUAAUGCUGUGGCAAUUUGCCAUGCUUGUGGAUUGACAGAAGUGACCCGUUUGGAACGGUCAAGGAGGUACUUGUUGUUCACCUCUAGUGAAUUGCAGGGUCAUCAAAUAAAUGAAUUUGCAUUUAUGGUGCAUGAUAGAAUGACUGAAUAUGUUUAUAGGCAAAAACUAACAUCCUUCGAGACCAAUAUUGUUCCUGAGGAGAUUCGUUAUAUACCUGUUAUGGAGAGGGGACGAAAGGCAUUAGAAGAGAUUAAUCUAGAGAUGGGUUUCGCUUUUGAUGACCAUGAUUUAGAAUACUACACCAAACUUUUCAGAGAAGACAUUAAGCGCAAUCCAACAAAUGUGGAGUUGUUUGAUAUUGCGCAAUCCAACAGUGAGCAUAGCAGACAUUGGUUUUUUACUGGAAAGAUUUUCAUUGAUGGACAACUUAUGAAUAAGACUCUAAUGCAAAUUGUGAAAAGUACUCUGCAGGCAAAUCCAAAUAACUCUGUUAUUGGGUUUAAUGAUAACUCAAGUGCAAUUAGGGGUUUCCCAGUAAAGCAGCUCCGACCAGUUCAUCCUGGCUCAUCAUGCCCGUUGGAAAUUGCAGUACAUGAUUUAGAUAUCUUAUUUACAGCUGAAACGCAUAAUUUUCCAUGUGCAGUGGCACCUUAUCCUGGUGCAGAGACGGGUGCAGGAGGUCGAAUUAGAGAUACACAUGCUACUGGAAGGGGUUCCUUUGUCCAGGCAGCUACAGCUGGUUACUGUGUUGGGAAUCUCAACAGGUCAAGCUUUUAUGCUCCAUGGGAAGACCCCUCCUUUACUUAUCCAUCAAAUUUGGCACCACCUUUACAGAUUCUUAUAGAUUCUAGUAAUGGUGCAUCUGAUUAUGGGAACAAAUUUGGAGAGCCAUUGAUCCAGGGUUUCUGUAGAACUUUUGGAAUGAGACUUCCUAGUGGGGAGAGACGAGAAUGGUUGAAGCCAAUAAUGUUCAGUGCAGGUAUUGGACAGAUAGACCACCUUCAUAUAACAAAGGGAGAACCUGACAUUGGGAUGCUGGUUGUCAAGAUUGGAGGCCCAGCUUAUCGCAUUGGUAUGGGAGGUGGGGCGGCCUCUAGCAUGGUUAGUGGGCAGAAUGAUGCAGAGCUUGAUUUCAAUGCUGUGCAACGUGGGGAUGCUGAAAUGGCUCAAAAACUAUAUCGCCUUGUUCGGGCCUGUAUUGAGAUGGGGGAUAAAAACCCAAUAAUCAGCAUUCAUGAUCAGGGUGCUGGUGGGAAUUGCAAUGUUGUAAAGGAAAUUAUAUAUCCAAAGGGUGCAGAGAUAGAUGUCCGUGCAAUUGUGGUUGGUGAUCAUACAAUGUCUGUUCUAGAAAUUUGGGGGGCAGAGUAUCAGGAACAGGAUGCAAUCUUGGUGAAGCCUGAAAGUCGUGAUCUCUUGGAAUCAAUCUGUAGCAGGGAAAAAGUUUCAAUGGCUGUUAUUGGAACUAUUAGUGGUGACGGACGUGUUGUGUUAGUUGAUAGCCUAGCAACCCAACAGUGUAUUUCAAAUGGACUUCCUCCACCCCCACCCGCAGUUGAUCUUGAAUUAGAGAAAGUCCUUGGUGACAUGCCUAAAAAAUCUUUUCACUUUAGUCGGGUGGUCUAUGAGCGGGAGCCACUUGAUAUUGCUCCUGCUAUUACAGUGAUAGAUUCUUUGAAGAGGGUGUUGAGUUUACCAUCUGUCUGUUCAAAGCGUUUCUUAACAACAAAAGUUGAUAGGUGUGUUACUGGUCUAGUUGCACAACAACAAACUGUUGGUCCUUUGCAAAUUCCACUUGCUGAUGUUGCUGUUACAGCUCAAACUUUUACUGAUUUGACUGGAGGUGCUUGUGCCAUUGGGGAACAACCAAUCAAAGGCUUGUUAGACCCCAAAGCAAUGGCUAGGUUGUCUGUUGGAGAAGCACUAACAAAUCUUGUAUGGGCAAAGGUCACUUCCCUUUCUGAUGUCAAGGCUAGUGGUAAUUGGAUGUAUGCUGCCAAGCUAGAUGGGGAAGGAGCUGACAUGUAUGAUGCUGCCAUAUCUUUAUCUGAAGCAAUGAUUGCACUUGGCAUUGCUAUUGAUGGAGGAAAAGACAGCCUUUCUAUGGCAGCCCAUUCUGAUGGAGAAGUUGUCAAGGCUCCUGGAAAUCUUGUUAUCAGUGUUUAUGCUACUUGUCCUGAUAUAACAAAAACAGUGACUCCAGACUUAAAACUUAAGGAUGAAGGUGUUUUGCUUCAUAUUGAUUUGUCAAAAGGUAAGAGACGGUUAGGUGGAUCUGCUCUUGCUCAGGCAUUUGAUCAAGUUGGGGAUGAGUGUCCUGAUCUUGAUGACGUUCCUUACCUUAAAAAGGUCUUUGAAGGUGUUCAAAAUCUUCUUACUGAUGAACUGAUAUCUGCUGGCCAUGACAUCAGCGAUGGUGGGCUGCUUGUUUGUGCCUUAGAGAUGGCAUUCGCUGGUAAUUGCGGAUUUAAUUUGAACUUGACAUCUCAAGGUAACAACCUCUUCCAAACACUAUAUGCUGAAGAGCUUGGGUUAGUUAUUGAAGUAAGCAAGAAAAAUCUGACUUUGGUGAUGGAAAAGUUGGGCCAUGUGGGAGUUUCAGCGGAAGUCAUUGGUCAAGUAACAGCCAGUCCAUCCAUAGAAGUUAAGGUUGAUGGGGAGAUUUUCUUAACAGAAAAAACUAGCAUCCUUAGGGACAUGUGGGAAGAGACUAGUUUUCAGCUGGAGAAGUUCCAAAGACUGGCAUCUUGUGUGGAUAUGGAGAAAGAAGGACUAAAACAUCGAUAUGAACCCUCAUGGGAUCUGACCUAUUCUCCUGUCUUCACUGAGGAAAAGUUUUUGUCUGCAACUGUGAAACCUAAAGUGGCUGUGAUUAGAGAAGAGGGGAGCAAUGGAGAUAGAGAAAUGGCUGCAGCUUUUUAUGCUGCUGGUUUUGAGCCAUGGGAUGUUACUAUGUCAGACCUUCUCAAUAGAAAGAUCUCUUUGCAAGAGUUCCGUGGAAUUGUGUUCGUUGGUGGAUUUAGCUAUGCUGAUGUGCUUGAUUCUGCAAAAGGUUGGUCUGCUUGCAUAAGAUUCAAUGAGCAUGUUUUGCAACAAUUUCAGGAGUUUUACAAGCGACCGGACACUUUUAGUCUAGGUGUAUGCAACGGGUGUCAGCUAAUGGCUUUGUUGGGUUGGAUACCUGGUCCACUAAUUGGGGGUGUGCAUGGUGCUGGUGGUGACCUAUCACAACCAAGGUUCAUUCAUAACGCGUCUGGGCGGUUUGAAUGUCGCUUUACAAGCGUUACCAUACUGUCAUCACCGGCUAUGAUGUUCAAGGGCAUGGCAGGUAGCACAAUGGGUAUAUGGGCUGCUCAUGGUGAGGGAAAGGCAUAUUUUCCUGACGAAGGUGUAUUUGACCGAAUAGUUCAUUCUGAGUUGGCUCCUGUCAGAUAUUGUGAUGAUGCUGGGAAUCCUACUGAGGCAUACCCUUUCAAUGUGAAUGGCUCUCCUUUAGGGGUAGCAGCUAUUUGUUCCCCAGAUGGGAGGCAUCUCGCUAUGAUGCCUCAUCCAGAGCGAUGCUUCUUAAUGUGGCAGUUCCCAUGGUGUCCAAAGCACUGGCAUGUGGAGAAGAAUGGGCCUAGUCCUUGGUUGCGCAUGUUCCAGAAUGCAAGAGAGUGGUGUUCUUGAUACCACUAUAUGUUUUUUGUUCUUUUAUCUAUAAAGCUCUUGUCCUUUGUUUUGUUGACGAAUUUUUCAAUAAUUAAUGGACAGGCCUUGGCAGUUGAAAAAUAUCAAGAUUCUUGAUGAAACCUUUUUCGGUGCUAAAAAUAUUUGUACUUGAACAA
Molecule: messenger RNA, 4565 nt
Organism: Vigna angularis (adzuki bean)
Lineage: Eukaryota; Viridiplantae; Streptophyta; Magnoliopsida; Fabales; Fabaceae
Product: probable phosphoribosylformylglycinamidine synthase, chloroplastic/mitochondrial
Exons: 3
Coding region: 175-4407 (1410 amino acids)
Biological process (GO): 'de novo' IMP biosynthetic process
Molecular function (GO): phosphoribosylformylglycinamidine synthase activity
Source: RefSeq, a predicted model, not a curated record